AUGAAGCCCGACGUGGCUUCCCUCCUCUCCCGCCUCGCCCCAAACUUCAUCGUCUUCGACUUCGCCAUGCCGUGGAUCCCCACGGUCGCCCACCCACUCGGCGUCCGCUCCCUGCUCUCUCCGUCUUCUUCUGCCGUCUUCCACCGCCUACCUCACGGUCCCAUCCGCGCCAUUGCCGCCGGCGAUGACCGCCCGUCGUUGACUCACCAGGAGCCUCAUGAAACCCCCUCAAGGAUUCCCGCCGCGUCCUCCAUCGCGGCCGCUGGCGGCGUCUCCCAGCCCUACCAGGCUCAAGAUUCUCGUACAUCUUCCAGUCCUUUGGCCGGCCAGCCCUGUGUCUUCGACCGCGUUAUGUCCUGCGUGGCCGAAUGCAGCGCAAUCAUAGCCAAAACCUGCGAGGAGAUCGAGAGGCCGUACAUCGACUACGUCGAGGCCGAGCACAACAAACCUAUGCUGCUCGCCGGCCCGGUAGUCCCCGAACCACCCUCGGGCCAGCUCGAGAAGAGGUGGGCUCAGUGGCUGGCGAAGUUCGAAGAGGGGUCGGUGGUGUACUGUUCCUUCGGCAGCGAGACGUUCUUGACGGAGGAAGCAAUAAGAGAGCUGCUGCUGGGGCUGGAAAUGGCUAAGCUUCCCUUCUUUGUGGUGCUGAAUGACCCUGAGGGCGAGGAGGCGAUGAGGAAGAAGCUCCCCGAAGGACUCGAAGACAGAGUGAGGGAUAGGGGAGUGAUACAUCAGGGAUGGGUACAGCAGCAGCUCAUACUGGGUCACAGCAACGUAGGAUGCUACGUCAACCACGGCGGGUUCAGUUCAGUAGUGGAGGGGCUGGUGGCUGGAUGCCAGCUUGUGAUGGUGCCUCAGAGAGGGGAUCAGUACCUGAACUCUGCUCUGUUCGCAGGGGAUUUGGGAAUUGGGCUGGAGGUCGAGAGGCAGGAGACGACCGGCGAUCUCACGAGGGACGCAGUCUGCGAGGCGGUGACGAAGGUGAUGAAGAAAGGGGAGAAGAAAGAUGAGGGAGAGGAGAAGAUGUCCAUGGAGGAGAAUCACAGGAAAUGGAGGGAGUUCUUCGUGGAUAAGGGGGUGGAGGAGAGGUUCACUGGCCAGUUUAUCCAAAAGCUCAAGUCUUUAGCAUUUACUUAAAACCAACUGAAUGCAAGAUUUUUGUGAAGGAAUGAUUGCUGGUUCGUUUGGUUCGCUUUGCUUGGAAUAAAAAGGGUCGAAGGAUGCUGUCACUGAAAGAAGAUGUUCUAUUCACUGGUCCCUUAUUUUAUGCAUGCUCAUCUAUGCGUUCGUAUCCUUUGAAUUUCAUAUUCAUCAGAAUAGUCAGAGUCA
Asparagus officinalis (garden asparagus) is the source of this 1329-nucleotide messenger RNA. Its product is annotated as anthocyanidin 3-O-glucosyltransferase-like. The record is from RefSeq and is a predicted model, not a curated record. Bases 1 to 1137 code for a protein of 378 amino acids. The transcript has a single exon. NCBI's taxonomy places the organism in Eukaryota, Viridiplantae, Streptophyta, Magnoliopsida, Asparagales, Asparagaceae. Gene Ontology annotation, molecular function: UDP-glycosyltransferase activity.